Linum tenue is the source of this 1746-nucleotide messenger RNA. NCBI's taxonomy places the organism in Eukaryota, Viridiplantae, Streptophyta, Magnoliopsida, Malpighiales, Linaceae. The record is from the annotation of a GenBank genome assembly.
CAAGAAAGAAAGAAAUAAAAAACCUACUACAGUCUACAGCUACAGCUACAGCGGCAGCAGUUGAGCUGAGAGAGAAGUGUGAGAGAAACCCAGAAACCAAGAAUGGAAAAGUAACAACACGUUCACUUACUCUCAUCUCUUCUCCUCUGCUUUCACAUUUGCCCUUCCUCUCGGAGCUUCAUUCUUCCGCCUCUCCCUACUACAAAAGGUUGUUGGUGUGUUUUUUUCCCGAAGGUUGAGAAUUUAGGGAAAGAAUGUUGGAGGGUUAAGAGAUUUUCCCGAAUGAGGAUUUCUCACUGAAAUUGGAACUGGGAGUGUUUUGAUCUAAAUCCCAGUCGUCUUUGUAUUGAUUAUCCUGAGGACUAGCGAAACUGUGCUGGUACUGAGGCUGCUCCAACACAAGAGCAGUAGUGCAUCAUCUAUUUCAUUACUGAAUUCUUAUUCAAGAUAUUAGCUCCAAGAUGAACGAGAACAGGCAAACCGACUUGCAUUAUGCCAAUACUGGCUUUCCUUACACCGCCACAGAAAGCUUUAUGGAUUUCUUCCAAGUGCCAGUCAAUUACGCACAUACUGGACCACUUCAUGAUCACGACAAUUCAUACUGGUCGAUGAAUAUGAAUGCCUAUAAAUAUGGAUUUUCUUCUGGACCAGAGAGCACUUCUUAUUACGACCAUUAUGAGGUGAAUGAUAAUUUACCAGCAGUGGAUGUUACCAGGAGAGCUUGGGAGUACCCUUCUGUGGCAAAUGCCCAAGAGCCCACAACAGAAGUGCAUUCUCAAGAAGAAACAACGGUCACAGAUGUGCACACUAUACCUGAAGAGUGCAUAUCAGACAAUCCAGGAAGCACUAGUCCCCAGGGCCUCUGGCAGGACGAUAUCGAUCCGGAUAACAUGACCUACGAGGAACUGCUGGACCUAGGCGAGGCAGUUGGAACUGAAAGCAGAGGCCUUUCCCAGGAACUCAUCAGCAUGUUGCCAACAUCAAAAUGCAAGUUUGGGAGUUUCUUCUCGAGGAAAAAGUCCGGAGAGAGAUGCGUGAUAUGCCAGAUGAGAUACAAACGAGGGGAGAAGCAGACAAAGCUGCCUUGCAAACACGUUUACCAUUCUCAAUGCAUCACCAAAUGGCUUGGAAUCAACAAGGUCUGUCCCGUAUGCAACAAUGAAGUCUUUAGCGAAGAAUGGCGGCACUAGAAUAUCAGCCUGAUGGAGCUCAGGCUGCCUUGGUCUUUCAUCAAUCCUCUUUUUCUUAGGUUUUCUCCUUUUCUUUUUGUGGAUGUAUUGGUUUUGUUUUUCCACACGUAGAGUUCAGUGAAGAGAGAGUAGUAAAAGGCGAUGUUCUCUUUCUUCCCCCUAUAUAGGAAGUUCUUUUUUGGGUAAAGGUAGUUGACUCCAUUGUCAAUCUGAGGUUGAGGAGUUAUUAAGCCAGGUACGGAAGAGGCAGCAAAAAGCCAAACCGGGAAGAGUAGAAAUAUGGAGAAUCAGAAAGAGCGGUCAUUUGUGUACCGUCCCCCUGAUCAAGUACGGAUUUUGCAGGAGUAUAAUAUAUAUAUAUUUAAAGCUUGUCAUUCUGCUAUCUUGUUGCUGUUGGAGCUGCUUGGUACUUCUUUCGGUGUUGUAAAUGGAAAAUGUAAGGGAGCUUCUUUUUCCUUCCUCCCCAUCCUCCCCACUCUUCAUUAGCAAAUCGGUGAACCAGACUAUGUUGCACUAUGAAGCGUGCGUACAAAUUCAUAGGCAAGCAGCUGGCGUA